AUGUUUUAUAGCUUCGCUCUGGGUAGGGGUUUUCGUGCCUUGAUCCAUCAUGAUAUGGCUGUGUACAUCUUAUGUGUGGACAUACGCCGAUUGGCUGGCCCCUCCCUUGGGGACGCGAGUCUUGGGUUCCCUUGCCUACACUACCCGCGUCUUGUUGGCGUCGCCGUCGAAUCGGAUGCUCCCGAGGCCUUGUCGGUGAGUCACUUUGAUUGGAUCGCGCAACUCUUUUGGAAACGUCAAGAGACGGGACUCGGGAGAGGUUUGUUUGUUUACGUUCCAAAGUGGAAAGACAGCCUGAAAGUCAGUGGGAAAAGCAGGACCCCGCCUUCCCAUUCUCGUGCUUGA
Colletotrichum lupini is the source of this 345-nucleotide messenger RNA. RefSeq lists its product as uncharacterized. The transcript has 3 exons. Lineage: Eukaryota; Fungi; Ascomycota; Sordariomycetes; Glomerellales; Glomerellaceae. Bases 1 to 345 code for a protein of 114 amino acids. The record is from RefSeq and is a predicted model, not a curated record.